This is a messenger RNA of Rhododendron vialii, 1821 nucleotides long. RefSeq lists its product as uncharacterized. Bases 1 to 1821 code for a protein of 606 amino acids. The transcript has 5 exons. The record is from RefSeq and is a predicted model, not a curated record. NCBI's taxonomy places the organism in Eukaryota, Viridiplantae, Streptophyta, Magnoliopsida, Ericales, Ericaceae.
AUGGGUAUUGUUGAGGCUAAAGAUAGGCCUGAGAACUUAAGGUUUACUUGUAGCCAUUGUUUUCCGGGUCAUUGGUCUUUUGUUCAUAAUCCUGGUACCUCUUUGGUAGCUAGAAUUAUAGUUGGUUGGGAUCCUUUAGUUUUUCAGUUGGAUGUUAUUUUUUCCUCUCCUCAGAUCAUUUGUAUGAAGGCUACAUUUGGGGAUUUGAGUUCUAUUUUUCUGUCCGUGGUUUAUGGUUUGAAUCAAGCUCUUGGUAAGAGGAAUUUAUGGGUGGAUGUGAGGUAUUUGGGGACAGUUAUUGGCGAUAACCCUUGGAUUCAGAUAGGUGGUUUUAAUGUGGUUCGAUAUGCCCUCACAUGGUCUAACAGAAGGGGAGGUAUGGGUGUGAAUAAAAGUAAGAUUGAUAGGGUUUUGAUUAAUUCUGCUUGGCUAGAUAAAUUUUCAGAUUCUAAGGCUGUGUUCCUUACACUUGGCGUCUCUGAUCAUUGCUCGACUAUGGUUACUGUGAUGCCUGCUUCCCAUGUUAGAAGACCCUUUAAAAUUUUCAAUUUUUGGUUGAAGAAUUCUAAAUUUAGGGAUGCUCUUAUUGCUUCAUGGGAUGCUCCUUUGGAUACCUCUCUUCGCUCAAGAUUGGGUCUGAAACUUAAAUGUUUAAAGCUUGUUUUAAAAGCUUUAAAUCAUCAUUAUUAUUCUGACAUAACUGGUAGAGUGGCCACUUUAAGGAUGAAGUUGAAUCAGUUUCAAGCUCAGUGUCAAGGUGAUCCGGAUAAUUUGACUCUGAAAGAAAGGGAACAUGAGAUGUACCUAAAGUUUGUGAAGUUGAGUAAUGCUGAGGAAGUGUUUAAAAAGCAAAAAUCAAGGCCUGAGGAGAUAAAGCUGGAGAUCCUGAACUAUUAUAUAGGUCUGCUAGGUACUCCUUUUGGAGAAAAAUGGUGUGCUUUUCAUGCUCUUCGGUUACCUUUGAAGAAAAGGGCGAGUAAUGAUUUUAAAGCUGGACUGACUAGGGGCGUUACUCAAGAAGAAAUUAAGUCUGCUAUGUGUUCCAUUAAAGGAGACAAAGCUCCAGGUCCGGACACCUCUGCUUUCUUUCAACAUAAUUGGAGUGUGGUGGGCAAAGAUGUUAUAGAUGCAGUGGGUAUCAUGCCUCAAUCCUGGAAUUCUACCAUUUUGUCUAUUAAUCAAAAGUGUGUUACUAAGAUACUUGCUAACAGAAUUCAGGCCCUCCUACCUUCCUUUAUUAACCCUUGUCAAUUUGCUUUUGUCAAGGGUUGUUCUAUCGUGGAUAAUAUUUUGUUAAUCCAAGAGAUUGUAAAAAGUUAUCACAAGGCUGAGGAAAGCUCUAUAUAUUUAGCUGGGGUUACUCAAACUCAUCAAAGCGAGUUGUGCAGCAUUUUCCCUAUUCCAGUGAGUACUCUUCCUGUUCGAUAUUUGGGAGUACCUCUAAUCUCUACUAGUUUUAAGAGUGAAGAUUGUGUUCAGUUUAAAGAUAAAACUCUUAAUAGAAUUCAGUCGUGGACCAACAAGAAGUUGUCUUAUGGAGGAAGGGCUAAGUUGGUGCAGUUUGUUCUUUUUAGCAUUCAAGUUUACUGGUCAUCUAUUUUUAUUAUUCCUACAAAAGUUCUUAAGGAUAUUGACAAGGUGUUGCGAGCUUUCCUAUGGUCUGGUCCUGAAUUGAAGGCCUUUGGUGCCAAGAUUGCCUGGGAUUAUGUUUGUUCUCCGAAGGCUGAAGGUGGAUCGGGGUUUAGGCAUUUGUCUACUUGGAAUAAGGGAGCUAUGUCUAGACACAUUUGGGCCAUCUGCAACAAGGCUGAUACGUUGUAG